AUGGAAGUCUUCUUGAAGACGGAAAAGGUAACUAAAGAUGAUUUGAUGUCUGUUUUCAAUACUUUACAAGAUGAAGCUGAAAGGUUAUUUAUAAUAGACGAAAAAAUAGAAGUAAUUUGGCUAGAAAUAGAAAAUUUUGAUGAAACCGAAUUUGCUAGCGAAACAGAUUUAACAGAAGAUUACCGCGAUAAAUGCGUUUCCAUGAAAGCAAAAGUAGAUUUGAAUUUGGCGAGAAUUGAAAAAAACGAGGAAAUUCUUGACUCGUUAAAUGAAACAAAACGAAAUUUUCGUCUCCCCAAAUUAGAAUUGAAACGUUUCGACGGCAAUAUUAAAAAUUGGCUUGGAUUCUGGGGACAAUUCAACAAAAUUCAUGAAGAUAAUAGCAUUGAUUCAGACAAUAAGUUCCAAUAUCUUCUGCAAGCAACAGAAAUCGGCACUUCGGCGAGAGAUUUAGUCGAAAGUUUUCCGCCAUCUGGUACCAAUUAUUAUAAAGCGGUUGAGCAAUUAAAAUCUCGUUUCGCCAAAGAUGAAUUAUUAAUCCAAAUUUAUGUUCGGGAACUGUUGAAUCUUGUUUUAACCCAAGCAAAAAGUGCUUUGGAGACUUUAGGAGUAACGUCUGAAAAAUACGAAGCUGUGUUAUAUCCAUUAGUUGAGUCUGCUUUGCCGGAAGAUCUCAUCAAGGAGUGGGAACGAACGCGUAGUAAAGUUGACGAUAAGGAUGAUGCGAAUAUUUUAAGCAGCUUGUUAGGAUUUCUUCGAUCGGAAGUUGAAAGUGAAGAGAGGCUACAACUUGCACGAUCAGGUUUUGGAAGAAAUCAAGAAUUACCUAUGUUCGCCAUGAGAGACAAAAUUCCUACUGCAUCUUGCAUUGUAGCAAGUGAAAAGAAAUGA
Molecule: messenger RNA, 891 nt
Organism: Parasteatoda tepidariorum (common house spider)
Lineage: Eukaryota; Metazoa; Arthropoda; Arachnida; Araneae; Theridiidae
Source: RefSeq, a predicted model, not a curated record